This is a messenger RNA of Hippoglossus stenolepis (Pacific halibut), 1634 nucleotides long. RefSeq names its product myelin-oligodendrocyte glycoprotein. NCBI's taxonomy places the organism in Eukaryota, Metazoa, Chordata, Actinopteri, Pleuronectiformes, Pleuronectidae. The record is from RefSeq and is a predicted model, not a curated record. The transcript is spliced from 5 exons. Bases 400 to 1257 code for a protein of 285 amino acids.
CCCGCUUUCCCACCUCGCUACACAAACAUCUCUAAUGGGAAUACAAUUCAUGCUUUUGUAACCCACUUGUGGCCAGGUUACGAUCUACUAGGUCCGAUGAGGAGCUGAGGGACAUCGACUGUUGUUAAGACAGAAGGAGCAGACACCAACACACGCGGCUGUUAGACCCGCUCCGUCUUCCUGUUUCUGACGCGUCGCUCUUCAGUGCUGCUGCGUUACACCAGCCAAUUGCUCCGCCCGGACCGUGUGACACACCAGGCAGACCAAGCCCCCUCGGACCGAGGCUGGAACUCCCCGCGAAAUCUACUCAUAUAAAAGCAGCACUCCGAAGUCUUAUCCGCACAGGACAUCAGCUGCAGGUCAGUGAGACUCUUAACGAGGGAACACGCGAGCAAAGCGAUGGUGGAAGCGACACUGAUGGGAUCGGUCCCAGAAUGUCCCCGUGGUUCGGUCUGUGUCGGAGGCAGCAGCAGGGGACGUUUCAUCAGAGGACGACUGAACAACGCUCCUGUGACAGGUGGAGGAAUCAGACCUGCAGCCGGCUCUUCAGAUCCCUGUACGGGUUCGGUACAAUCUGUGCUGCGGACAAAACUCUGGAAAAUGGACAAGACUCUGUUGACUUUACUGCUCAUUGUCCCACUUGUCUCUGGUGGAUUUCAUCCCACAUGUUCGAAUCUGUCAUUAACGGUGGAAGAAGGUGAAGACGUUAGUCUUUGGUGUGGACUUGUUCCCUCAGUCAACUUGAUGAGUUACACAGUGGAAGUAACAAGAACUGACCUCAGGCAGUUCGUCCUCCUGUAUCGAGACAAAAGAGUCCUCCACUAUGUCCCGAUGGAGCAGUACAGAAACAGAACCACACUGGACCUCAAAGGCCUGAUCAGGGGAAACAUCUCAGUGCAGAUCUCCUCUGUGAAGAUGUCUGACAGAGGAGAUUACACAUGUUUGAUCCCCAGACUGAAACCCAGGUGCAUCAUCACCCUGGAUGUUGGUAAGGAUCCUGAACUCAUGCCUGUUCUUAUUCCUCUUGGUGCUCUCCUGGUGGUGGACUUCAUCAGACUGAGAAGUGGAAGAAACAGUCUCACAGGGAAUUGUGUGACGAGAUGCAGAGGACAAAAGGUCAAAGAUCCCUUCACUGGUUACCAUGCUGAGACCGGGUCGGGUCCAGUCUACAUCCAGGACAUGGUCCAACCGGAUGAAAUGAGAGAGACAGGCCCCUGUGAGCUGCGAGCAGAGACUUCCCCUCACUUGGAGCAUUAAAGAGAGAUUAUCUAACUGAAAAGGAUUUAAAGAAAACCAUAUUUGACUUCAGUUGAUGACGUCGUAGCGUGCUGUUUGAAUCAUCGUCCGUGCGUUGUGUCGUUCAGUGAGCGUGAAUGUUAUUCACGUUCUUUGAUAUUAAUAUUUGAUGAUAGAUUACACCUCUAAUUCGAAGGAUCUAAGAAGUCCCCGCAACUACAUUCAUACCGAGGCGGGCCCGAGUGCGCAUGCGUGAGCGGACCUGUCAUCUUGGACGGCUUAGUAUGGCGAGUGCACAUUUUUACAGUAUAUAUGCCUAUUGUGUAUUUGAUAAAUUUGAUAUGGACUGAUGAUGAUGAACAUGAAGAUUAUUUUUCGUAUAACAUUAAUUACAUUUU